UAAACACACGUGAUCCCAGCUACCCAAUAAGAGGCCGCGGGGCUCACCCGCUUCGUGAGAGGCGGGACAAGGGGGCGGAGCGUUUCACCCACGUGACCGUGCGGUCGCUGUUUGGAGCCAUGGAGGAAUAUGCCCGGGAGCCCUGCCCAUGGCGCAUCGUGGAUGACUGCGGCGGUGCCUUCACCAUGGGGAUGAUCGGUGGGGGGGUCUUCCAGGCCGUCAAGGGUUUCCGGAACGCCCCCGUGGGCGUCCGACACCGGUUCAAAGGGAGCGUCAGUGCCAUCCGCAUCAGAGCGCCGCAGAUUGGAGGUAGCUUUGCCGUCUGGGGGGGCCUUUUCUCCACCAUUGACUGCGGCCUGGUGAAGAUGAGGGGGAAGGAAGAUCCCUGGAACUCGAUCACCAGUGGGGCACUCACGGGGGCUGUGCUGGCUUCCCGCAGUGGCCCGUUAGCCAUGGUUGGCUCAGCCAUGAUGGGGGGCAUUUUACUGGCCUUGAUAGAAGGAGUCGGGAUCUUACUCACCAGAUACACGGCCCAGCAAUUCCAGAACUCUAACCCUUUCGGUGAAGACCCCAGUCAGCUGCCCCUGAAGGACAGCCCAGCGCCUCCAGGAUACCCGGGCUAUGGACAAUACCAGUGAAGCUGCUUUGUACUUGGGGGGUCCCCUCUUUUUUGGGGGGGCAGCUGCAGCUAAUAAUUCGCCCCUCCCCCUUGCUGGUGCUCAGGAUGUGAUUCCAGCCGCUGGUCCUUCCAGUUCUUGGAUUCUCGCUGAAUAGGCCUGUUUCCCUCAUUGUGGAGGAGGGAGGGGUUUGCUGGGAGCCCUUCUAAUUUGCAUAUUGUCGGGGCGGGGGCUGGGGACUAUGGGGCAGGGGAUUGCUCUGUAUUUCCUGCUACGUUGGGGGGCGGGCUGUGGGGAUAUUGGACUACAGGAUAAAUUGGGGGAGUUGGCACCUGCUCUCAGUGGGGAGUCUCCUUUUUGGAGCUCACCUCCCAUUCUGUUUGGGGGUGGCUCCAUUUCCAGCUCGAAAAUGGAGUUCAAUACACCCCUGAAAGGGCAUGAGGGGCUGUAUCACCCCUUUUAGCUGGGAUGAAAUUUAGGGGGGCUGCAGGGUUGUAGAUGAGGGGGUGCUCCUGGCACUGUGCUGGGGGUGCCUAUCUUUUUGCAGCACCCCAAAACUUCUUGUGGCAGGGUGUCUUGUUGUUAGUGGCUUGCCUUGCUCCUGAGGUGGGGGGGCUGGGGGGGGAGGCAUCUCUUGGAAUGAAGCCAGGUGGGGCCUCUUGAAAUCGGUAUGACAGUGCACCCAUGGAUUAUGCUUCCCCGCUUGCCUGGCUGUGACCCCAAAAAGGGGCGUGAUCCCCACUUUCAUAACCAGUGAAUCCUGCUGUCCCCCCAAUCCAGCUGGGAAACUCCACCUUGGUGUGUAUCCCCAGCCUGUCCCAAUUAAGGUUACAUCCCCCUGCUAUCAGCCCCCUGAAAUCCCCAGUUCUGAGCCCAAUUUCACCUCUUUUAGUCUUUAUAUUUAAAGAUGUUUUUAAAGGUGUGUGACUUGC
Mauremys mutica (yellowpond turtle) is the source of this 1549-nucleotide messenger RNA. RefSeq names its product translocase of inner mitochondrial membrane 17B (gene TIMM17B). The record is from RefSeq and is a predicted model, not a curated record. The transcript is spliced from 6 exons. Gene Ontology annotation, biological process: protein import into mitochondrial matrix. Lineage: Eukaryota; Metazoa; Chordata; Testudines; Geoemydidae. The coding region runs from base 120 to 638 and encodes 172 amino acids. Gene Ontology annotation, cellular component: TIM23 mitochondrial import inner membrane translocase complex; mitochondrial inner membrane. Gene Ontology annotation, molecular function: transmembrane protein transporter activity.